Messenger RNA from Trypanosoma cruzi, 408 nucleotides. RefSeq lists its product as uncharacterized. The transcript has a single exon. Lineage: Eukaryota; Euglenozoa; Kinetoplastea; Trypanosomatida; Trypanosomatidae. The record is from RefSeq and is a predicted model, not a curated record. Bases 1 to 408 code for a protein of 135 amino acids.
AUGACGGCAGCUCGAGCUAUCGCGUGUGUGUGUGUGUGGGCGUGGAAGAAGUGUUCUCCCGCCAUUGCCGAGGCUCAGUAUGAGAAUUAUACUUUCAGUGGCUUUGAUGUGCGCAUGCAUGGCAGGAAUGGUGAGCUGGGUGCUGUGUGCCAUGUGGCCAAUGCGGUGCACACAUGUAGCAACUGUGCUGCCAGCUGUGCAGCGAAAGAGGAAGGGGCCACCGCUGCCUUCACGAUGAAUGUGACGACACAUAAAUACGCCGGCCCUUAUGAAUUGUGGUGGCGUCAAAUUUCUCCCGACGGAACCAUCCAUCCGCCUGCACGGAGCGGCGAUGCUGACCGUACGGGCAUCUGUCAGUUGCCGCCACCCCGUGAAGGGAGGAGGAUGACACAAAAUCUGGUGCGAUAA